UUUUUUUAUAUAGGUACUGCACUAAUAUUAGGUCAGAUGCCAUUAGAUAAAAUAACAGAUGGUCUGAUGGAAUUGUGUAAAACGCAAAUGCUACCUUUAUCUUCCUUACUAAAAGAAGAAAAAAGUAACAUUAAAGAAGGCACAAAAUCAGACCCUGCUGUUUGGUUAGACAGAAUUGCAGCUAUAUUUAGGCAUACUACUCCUUCAAUUACAAAUGGCCAAACACAUCCUUGUCAACCUGUUGUGGAGAAAGUGUGGCCUUUGUUGUCUGAAACUUGUAAUAAAUAUCAGUCAGAUGUACGGAUAAUUGAACGAUGUUGUCGUUGUAUACGUUUUGCAGUUAGAUGUGUUGGAAAACAAUCUGCUUCAUUGCUUGAACCUCUAGUUACUCAAAUGGUACAAAUUUACCAGAUCCAUCAACAUUCCUGUUUCCUAUAUCUAGGAAGUGUUUUAGUAGAUGAAUAUGGCUCAGAACCAGGUUGUGUUCAAGGAUUGUUAGACAUGUUACAGGCUUUCUGUGGUCCAGCCUUCAGGUUAUUGGAAAGCAGUGAUGGUUUAAGAAAUUAUCCUGACACAGUUGAUGAUUUAUUUCGUCUCUGCACAAGAUUUUUGCAAUGGACACCUCUUGCAUUCCUGCAGUGCCCCACAAUUAAACCAGUUCUUCAGUGUGCUGUUGUAGCAUGCACAUUAGACCAUAAAGAUGCUAACACUUCUGUCGUAAAAUUUUUCCAUGAUUUUAUUAAAGGUGCCAGAGUUCAAGAUGGAAAUAGACAACAGGAUCUAGCAAGUUUUCAUCAGAGACGAGCUUUAACCCAAGCACUUCUUGCUGAGCAUGGUCAACUUUUAGUAAACACUCUGAUACAGGCUUGUGUAUUUUGUUUACCAUCUUAUAUGCUCUCAAAUGUUGCAGAUGUACUUUAUGAAUUAGUUCUAUUUGAUAAAGAGUCUGUGAAAGGCUGGUUAGAGCAUGCCUUGAGGAUGCUACCAGGUCAAAGCAGUAGUGGGACAGUUACUGCAACUCCAGAACAGUUGACAGAAUUCCAUACAAACAUUAUCACUGCUGAACAUGUAAAGACAGUUGUUGCAUUAAUGCGAGACUUUGCUAGGUUGUACAGAUAAUACUUAUAACCUGGAUCAUCAGAUUGGUUUUUGUAUACUUGACUAGUCACUGUAAAAGGUGAUGACUCAAAUGCUCAUUUAAUUGUUAUUGACCCAAAAACGAUUUAAAUAAUUCAAGACUGUGCUGAACAUUUUUACAGUACUCUAUCAAAAUAAAUUCUCCCCUCAUUAACAUCAGAACUGAAGUGUUGUGUUUUAUGUGAUGAGCUUAUACAGUUCUUUCAAAGUCUUCCUGUCUGGAUGUUCUGUCAGUAUGCUUGCUUUGUUCAUUUGUUUUUAUGAUAAAUGUGUGAUAGGUUAUGUAACUUCAUAAAUUUCAUUAUAUUUAUUCAUUAUUUUGACUAUUGAAAGCUCUACUUAUGUAAAAGAGAAAAAUAAUUGCAGUGAUUUGAUGUUUUUUGUUAAUAGUUGUUUUUAAGUUUGUCAAAAUGAUUAAAUUUUUUGUAUAUCCUUAAUAGGUAUUAUAUCAAAGAUUGUUUUCAGAAGAAACCACAUUGUUAUAUUUAUGCAAUUAGAAAAUAUCAUAUUUUAUAAAAUAUAUAUUUUAAUUGUAAUAUUAAUAAUUUUUCAAAUUAAAAUCAUCUUAAAUUCUUUAAAAUUUUACUUUUUACAGAAGAUCAGCUCUUUUGUUAGUGUUCAUUAAUUUGAUGUGGUGCCUAUCAUGUAAGUUUAGGAUAGAAUUUGCUUUAUUUAGCACAUGUUUUACUCUUAUUGUGAAGGCUCACAUUCAUUUUAAUUUUUUUUUCUAUUUUGAGUAUAAGGAUUUAAUUUUGAAAUCCUAUUUUUUUCCCUUUCCAUAUUCAUAUUAGUCAUUAAAUUUUUUAAGAUUAGAAAAUUUCUUUUGGAAAAAUGAAAUUAUAGUUGUAAAAAUUGCAUUAAAUCUGAGCAGUUUCACUGUAAGCAGGUAUUUUGUUUAAUCUUUUUCAGUGUGAAGUGAUGAGAUGUGUUUUUAAAAUCUUGCAUGAUUUUCUUUUUCUUUUUUUUUUUUUUUUUUUUUUUUUUUUUUUUAAAAAGUAAACACUUGUUAUUUUCACUUGUAUGAUUUAAAACUAAGAAACAUUCCUUAAAAAGUUGUUAUUAAAGUUGAGUUAUUAAUGAGUAAGUGAGUAAAUGUUGUUCAUUAAAAGCUUAUAUAUUACCAUAAACUUCACUAAAGUAAUGAAGUGUGCAUUAAAUGUAUAGUGAGAUAAUUGUUACAGUUGUGAUAAAUAUAAUUAAAAGGAAGUAUCAUUAUACUUUUAUUGUAUAGUAACAUAUUUUAUUAUUUCUAAUUGCAUUUAAUUAAAUGUGUUCUUGUUUGUUCAUAAAAUUCCCAUCCCUGCCUUUUUUUUAAAUGCUUAAAAACUGAAGAAUUAAAUAUGUAUUCAAGAAAAUAUUUUAGAGUGUAAUCAGUGCUUCAGUAGUGAAGAAUAAUGCAUCUUAAUACCUUCAGUGAUAACAUUUAUUAUUUCUUCAGUUUUCUCCCUUUUUAAAUAUAAAACUUCUUGCAUUUAAUUUUAGUAAGAAAAUUAUUUUGUGAUGAAUUUAAAUUUUGUAAAUUUGAAUACAGUAGAUUGGGAAAAAAAAAUUAUAAUGAGCAGUUGCAAAAAUAAUGGCUUAAAAUAUUUGUAACAGAUGUUGGUAAUUUAAUUAUCAAAUAUAAAAAGAUAUUUUUAGUGAAAUUGUGGCUAUUUAUAAAAACAUAUUGAGAUUGUGAAUAUCAUUUUCUAAAAGUGAAUAUUUGAAAGUUUUUUGCUACCAAACUGCAGAAUGCAAUUAUUGUUCGCAUUUCAUUAUGAAGAAACAUUUAUUUAUGUAACUUCCUGCUGUUUUAAUUUUAAAGAAGGAAGCAUAGUUUGACCUUUCUGAUAGUUUGAUAUAAGAGUUAUCUACAGCAAUCUUGCUGUCUCUUAUAUUUUCCCCUUCUUAAGCAUGUUAGCCGUGGAUAGUAACCCAAGUGUUAUUUUCUGCAUAAUAUAUUUUCUUGACUUUGUUUGUAAUUACUUUCAUAACAUUAGGAAAUUACAGAGGUCUUUAAAUCUUUUAGGAUUAUAAGAGAAAUUAUGUUUUUCGGUUACAUUCUGAUGACUGAUAUGAUUUAUAAGAAAGGAGCUUUUCAUAUGUUUAAAGAUCUUAUUGAAUAAAUGCUUGUACUCAAAAAUGUAUUUUCCUCAUUAUUUUAAAAUUUAGACCUGACAACAAAAAUCAUUACUUAGUAACUUUGAAAUUACAACUUUUUCUGCAUUGAUUAAAAGGCAAAUUAAUUAUCUGCCAUUUAAAAUUAUAUUCAUAGAAUUUUUUCCUCAAAAUAUAUUAAAAAUUGGCAACAGAACUUUCAUUUGUUGUCAGUGUUUUAAUUCUAUAUUAAAUGUAAAUGUUUGAACUUAUAUUUGAUUGAUUGUUAAUUAUGCAAGAGUAAAAAAUGUAUAAUUACUAAUUUUUUAUGAAAUAUAAAUUUGGAAAAGCAAUGUUUAGAAAGCAAACUUUAGAUUGGUAUUUAAAAGUUUUCGUCAUAAUUUUAAAAAUCAGUUAAUACCACCAAAAUACUCCAGAUUAUUUCAAAAGGUUAUAAAGUAACUUCAUCAGAUUGAAUAACCUAACAUGAUCAUGAUUUUUACAUAUUCUGCACCCCCCCCCAAUUUAGAAAUUUAUAGAAGUAAAUGGAAAUAUGCUAUUAGGAGUUCAUUUCCUCUUUUUAUUUUGAAAACAGGAACAUCUUGUUUGCAUAUUUUAGCAUUCUUUUAUUUCUACGUUCUUUUAUUAAGCAUAAAAAGAAUGAUGCAUUAACAUUUUAUAGUCACAUCCCUUAUACUGGUUACAUUUUUUUUGAUUAAGUCUGCAUCUCCUUCUUUCCAUUACUAAAGGAAAUUUUCUAAGAUGAGAUUGAAAUGCUUUUAAUUUAUUUUUUAAAUAUUUCUGCAAAUUUUUACCUGAUAAUUUUAGGAAGGCUAUUUCAGUUUUGCUGUGGUGUCAUUUCAUAUUUUCUGUUUACAUAUUACUUUUGAAAGAUAUGCAAUUCUGAUGUCACCAGGUUUAGAAUAAUUAGUAAAAAUAUUAAUAAGAAAGAAGCUCAAAAAUUUAUAUUACUCUUAUAGAAUUUGUUUGUUCUCCCUAUAGAGCCAUAAUUUGGGUGAUUUGAGGUUUUCUUGGCAGACAUAUUUUCACUGAGCUUUUAGUCUCAGCGCAGGAAAAUUUUGCUUUUUUAUGAUAUUAACUAACGAGAAAGCAUCGUCAUGCAGGGGAUAGCUGGUUUGCUUUAAAAAUUAUCAUAUUUGCAUUAUUUUCACUUGUAUAGAAACAGACUUAUCAUUAUUUUGUUGAAAGCUAGAAGUGAUUUAAUGUAAUAAAGUUAGCUGUAUAUCUAUAUAAAAUUGAUAAUGAAUUUUCAGGAAUGUAAAAUUAUUGAAACAAAUGUAUUAUUAAACUUUUACUUUAUGGCACAUUCAGAGAACUACUACAACUGCUUUGCAUUUGAUUUGAAUGCCUAAUUUCAUUAAUUAUUGUUGAGUACCAGGAAUAGUGAUUUUUCAACUAAGGUGCUAUAUAUGCUCACUGUUGCUGAAGAUGUUGUCCAUUGACCUCUGCCCAGAAAAAAAAAAAAAAUAUAUAUAUCUAGUCCAUACAAGAAGACAAUGUUAAAUGGCAGAGAUAAACUUUGUAUAGACAAUCAUCCCAAUUUAUUGCUCUGUGGAGAUCAGCUCUUUGUAUGUCAUUUUUUGUGUAGUUAAUAUUUUGUUCUAAAACAAUUGAUUCUAGUUUUAAUUCUUUAAAGAAAGGUUUUAAAAAAUAGAGAAUGAAAUUUAAUCUUGAUCUUGACAUUCAGAUAUUCAAAAUAUUAUUUCAUGUAGUAUAGAGUAAUGAGUAAUUAUUGAUGCCUCAUUAGGUAAGUAUGUGAAGUGUUUUUAUAUUGUCUUAAGUUAUAUGAUGCAAAAGUUCUUUGACUUGUAUGUGAGAAUAAUUUGUUUCUGUUUAUAUCUCACAUGAAAAGCAUCUAUACUAUCAUUUCUGGAAAUAUUUUUCUGUUAUUAGAAAUUGUCUAAAAAACUGAUUGCUUUCAUGGUUAUUUCUAUAAAGAAGUUUUUAUUUCAAAGUGUUUGAAUUCGGUAUGCUUUACUGAACUGUAUGCGUCAAGCAAGUCUUUUGUUCUCUCCUCCAAAAUAUGUUUUGAUUUUAGCUGUUUUUAGUAACCUCUUGAAAAUCUAUUCUAAAUGUCAUGGAAUAUUAGUAGCCAUUUUAAUAUAAAUAAAGAUAAUAUCUUUGAAAUAAGCUUUGUUGUAUUUGCUACCAUGUAUAUAUCUGAAUACAAAGUAUCACUUGCUAAAAUUACACUGUGCCUUUGUUAUGUAUCUUAAAUUUGAAUAUAGCACAUUAAGUAUAAGGAUAACAUAGUGCUGAAAAGGAUAUACAAAUCAUGAAGUUUUACAUUAAAGUGCAAAUUUAAAAGCAUCUACAUUUUAAAUUUAAAAGUUAUGCAAAUCAUAUUUUUACUGCAACUGUAAAUUUCUCAUUGUAAUGUUUUUAAAUGCUUUCAAGGAAUUUUACUUACCAUAAUGAAUAGGAUAAGGAUAUUUGAUAGAUUAAAUUUUAAAAAGCUAUUUUUUAAAAUUUAAAGAUCAUAGUUAAGUAGAGACAAUUUGAUUGAGGCUGAAGAAAUUACACUUGGAACUGCAGUUAAAUGUCCGGAAGCAUUUUAGAAGUACACUUUCAGUUGCAUGAACUUACUUACGAAUAAUCAUGCAUUACAAACUGCUUUAAAUUUUCUUCAUUUGCCAUUUCAUUCCUUUUUAAUUAAAUAUCAGAUUUUCUGACAGAUUAUUAUAAUAAUUUAUCAUGUAAAAACUGAAGACGUAUCCUACAGGAAGACUGAAAAUUAAAUUUAACAUUUGAAUGCAAUGCAACACAUAUUUAAAACUGCAUUUUUAAUGUCUCCCUAUUCCCUCCCCCCCCCCCCCACCAAAAAAGUAUAAAUUUCAGAACUAGCUUAAGAAAAGCUACCAGCUUCAGAGCAUGGAUAAGUACAAUUUUAUUGUAAAGUAAAUUUUAAAAUCACAUAAAUCCUCUGCAUAAUCUAAUUUUAUUUAUUUUAAAUGCUUUUUAUUAAUGGAGAGAGGUUUCAUAACAGUUUAGUUUAUUUGAUGUGUGCCAACAUAAUAAAAUUUCAUAAAAAUAUUGAAAUUUUCUUGUCUAGAAAUUCUGUUUAUUUGAAAUUAUUGUUUUUCAUAAAAUUUGAUUUCUUUAUUUUUAUGUUGAAGUUACUUUAAAAAAUACUACAGUGAUGUACAGAAUUUGACAUUUUGCCUGUAAUAAAUAGAAGUGUGUGAGUGAAUGAGAAGAAAUGUUCAUAUUUUUAAUAAUAUUUUGUAUGAAAUGAGAUGUUGACUAUGUUAACACAAUGUAUGUCAUUGCAAAAAGCAAUUUUUAGUUUUGCAUGUUACUUAUUAUAUUGCAGGCAUGCAGAUGUAAAAUUUUUAGUUCAAGAAUCUGAACAGAUUGUAUAUGUGUAAAAGUUUAGAUUUACCCUUGUACAUAUGUUUAUUGUGUAUUGUAUAUUGUGAUGUGUGUUACUUAUUUCAUGUGCUGCUGAGGAUUUGUUUUUUAAGUAAUUUCAUUGUCUGUUAAUAAAAUUAAAUAUUUGUGUGUU
Stegodyphus dumicola is the source of this 6739-nucleotide messenger RNA. It is a transcript of the gene Tnpo-SR, whose product is annotated as transportin 3. Gene Ontology annotation, biological process: protein import into nucleus. The record is from RefSeq and is a predicted model, not a curated record. NCBI's taxonomy places the organism in Eukaryota, Metazoa, Arthropoda, Arachnida, Araneae, Eresidae. Gene Ontology annotation, cellular component: cytoplasm.